CAAAGUACAGGAGAACAUUACAUAAGGCUUUUACAAGAAGAAUAUUUUCAGAUGGUAUACAUCCACGCCAGUCGUUACAUACAGGAACAUUUUUGAUAUUAUGGGAUGGUAAAACUAUCAGGAAAUUAUUACCAAAGUUCUUCGAAAAAAAUAUUUCAUCUCUGCAGCAAAGACUCACAGUCACGUGAUCUGGAAGAAAUGUUAAACAAAAAGGUAACAAAGAAAGAACAAAUAUCAGACGGUACCAGCCAAAGAUUCAAUAUGGAAAAUUCAGAUCCCAAUUUUCCACGUGAUACUGAUUUCUCAUGUGAUCUUUGUAUCUUAUACAAAAUUGUCUAAUUCACGUGUAGUACUGGAUUUCCAAUAUUCCCUUCUUCAAAAAUAUGAACAUUUCCG
Messenger RNA from Rhizophagus irregularis DAOM 181602=DAOM 197198, 396 nucleotides. The record is from RefSeq and is a predicted model, not a curated record. Lineage: Eukaryota; Fungi; Glomeromycota; Glomeromycetes; Glomerales; Glomeraceae.